CUGGAUUUGGGGACAGCGUCACGCACACACACACACACACACGCACACACACAUGCACACACACAUCUCUACAGCACCAUCUGGGAAAACUACCUGGUUUUAUUUUUCCUACCAAAUACGACGAUUUCUUCUUCUUCUUUUAUUAUUAUUAUUAUUCCUAUUUUUGUUUCUGCUUUUUGAAACACUGACAUGGAGCAAGAACACAACCUCAGUUACCAUUCUGUUUGCCACAGCUGCUACAGGACGGACAGUGGCAUAAAUAAGGGCCGAAAGCUGUGCUCGUCCAGUCAGAUGCUCGUGUGCGCGCUUGUUUUAUCCUUCUGCGUGUUUGAAAUCACUGCAGCAGAGACGCUGUGCGGCGGAGAGCUGGUAGAUGCGCUGCAGUUCGUGUGCGAGGACAGAGGCUUCUACUUCAGUAGGCCAAUAAGCAGGUCGAAUAACCGACGUUCUCAGAACCGUGGCAUUGUGGAAGAGUGUUGUUUUAGGAGUUGUGAUCUUGCACUGUUGGAACAGUACUGUGCCAAGCCAGCCAAGUCAGAGAGGGACGUCUCAGCCACUUCCCUUCAGGUCAUACCUGUGAUGCCAGCAUUAAAACAAGAUGUCCCAAGAAAGCAUGUGACUAUAAAAUAUUCCAAAUAUGGAGUCUGGCAACAGAACGCGGCCCAGAGACUACGGAGAGGCAUCCCAGCUAUCCUGCGAUCGAGGAAGUUCAGGCCACAGGCAGAAAAGAAAAAGGGCCGGGAACAGGCCAAUGUCCACAAGCGUCUUAUCACACUUCCCAGCAAACUCCCUCCUUUAUGGCAUCCCACAGAACACUAAGUCAGCCACAACUGAAGACAGGAGAGUUUGCACAGAGUUAAAAGAGUAGGGGAUCAGAGCUUUGUAUCUGGCGUCAUUUCUGUGGUGGUCCUCUACAUCCUGCCUCCCUCCCUCACACAUACGUUCGCAUUCUUCCAGUCCUUACUCUUGCUGUUUCGUUCAUUAACACGGACAAACGAGAAUGAAAUAAGGAUGGAAGAUUACAGUUUGGGUGACUGAAAUUCAGGUGGAUGCUAAAAAUAAUUAAGAGGAGCAAAGGAAGCAUAUAUGAUGAAAGAGAUACAUGGCUUGCAAGAGUCAAGGACAGUUGUUUUGGAGGACAUCAGAACAUGAAGAACUGCUAGCACGAUCAACAAACAUUCGAGAACAUUCUCCCAAGGCAGAAGUAUAUCUUCUCAGUUAAUCCUUAUCUUUAUUAGUCACUUUGCACCGUUCACUAUAAAGGGACAUCCACACUGUAAGGAAUUGUUUUGUAAAAAUUAGAUUCCUGUUCCAGCACCUUCUAAUCACAAACAAAAAAAGGAGAAAAGUGUCUGCAAAUUGCACAUUGCCACGGAUUACGUCAAAGUUCUUGUUGAGUAAAUAAAGGCACUAUUUUUUUACGGAUAACGAACGUGUAGCUCAAAAAAAUGUCAUGGUGCUAGCGUUGUGAAUGGACUCAAAGGAAAGGAGGUUUGAAAAGCACGUUUUUUUGUUCUCAAAUAAUUAUUAAGCUUUCCGUUUUAAGGAAAGUGUGACUUACAAA
Messenger RNA from Ictalurus punctatus (channel catfish), 1564 nucleotides. It is a transcript of the gene igf2b, whose product is annotated as insulin-like growth factor 2b. The record is from RefSeq and is marked provisional. Gene Ontology annotation, cellular component: extracellular region. Gene Ontology annotation, molecular function: growth factor activity; hormone activity. NCBI's taxonomy places the organism in Eukaryota, Metazoa, Chordata, Actinopteri, Siluriformes, Ictaluridae.